Adineta steineri is the source of this 388-nucleotide messenger RNA. The record is from the annotation of a GenBank genome assembly. Lineage: Eukaryota; Metazoa; Rotifera; Eurotatoria; Adinetida; Adinetidae.
AUGUUUGUCGCAGGAUUAAUCAACAGUAUUCUUUCUUUUAUUACAUUUCAACAUAAAGAUUCUCAACAAGUUGGAUGUGGAAUGUAUCUAUUAGCAUCAUCGAUUACUUCUCUUUUAACAAUUAGUAUGUUCAUAAUUAAAUUCUGGUUUGUUGUUCUCACUCAUAUCAAUGUGUCCACUAGUCUCUCUGUUCUUCGUGGAGGUUGUGUAUCUAUUGAACCGAUUCUAAAACUUUUUCUCUACUUAGAUGGUUGGCUUAAUGCUUGUGUAGCAGUUGAACGAGCAGUACUUAUUUUUAAAGGAGUCAAAUUUGAUAAGAAAAAAAGCAAAUCUAUUGCUCAACGAACAAUUCUUAUUUUACCAUUCUUUAUUUUUGGUACUCUUAUUC